AGUAUAUAUAUGGUGACUGCGCUGUCUGCGGCCUGCGGGUUGAAGUCGAAGGGGGUUGCUGUCUGACAAGGGCUGACAAAUCGCGCCGAGGUUAUGUUUACGUUACGGAGUACGCCAAUGUAAUCAAUUAUUAUUUUUUACCAAGUCGACCAAGCACUAGCAAAUUGAAUUAUGAUUCUGUGGGACGAGGAUUCGACGGAUUACCUGGUUCACGCAACUGCGACGUCCAAACACUUUUAUCAAGGCUUGGGACUGGCUGUUCUUUCGAGCGGCUUUAUAGGGGCUAGUUUUAUUAUUAAGAAGAAGGCUUUGAUAAGACUACAGAGGUAUGGAGGAUUGCGAGCUGGUGCAGGUGGAUUUGGAUAUCUAAGGGAGUUGGUUUGGUGGUCUGGUCUGCUGUCAAUGGGUAUUGGAGAGGCAGCCAACUUUGCAGCCUAUGCAUUUGCACCAGCCACCCUUGUCACACCCCUUGGAGCACUGAGUGUUUUAGUAUCAGCCAUGUUGGCUUCAACUUAUCUAAAUGAGCAUUUAAAUUUAUUGGGAAAGCUUGGAUGUUUGCUGUGCAUCUUGGGAUCAACCAUGUUGGUUCUCCAUUCUCCCAGAGAAGAACAAAUCGAAACCAUGGAAGAUUUAUCGUUCAAGAUGCAAGAACCUACAUUUGUAACAUAUACAAUAUUUGUGAUAAUAGGAUGUCUAGCUAUAGUUUUCUAUUUUGGACCACUUUACGGCAAGCAGAAUAUUCUAGUUUACAUUUUACUCUGCUCAUCAAUUGGUUCCUUAACAGUCAUGAGUUGCAAAGGCCUUGGUUUAGCUAUAAAAGAGACAAUGAAUGGCAAAAGUGAAAUGGGCAAUUGGCUUACGUGGGCUUUGCUUUUUGUACUUGUUCUAUGUAUCAUGGUUCAAAUGAACUACCUCAACAAAUCACUGGACUUGUUCAAUACCAGCAUCGUGACGCCGAUUUAUUACGUAUUUUUUACGACCUUUGUGAUAAUAGCUUCAGCUAUAUUAUUCAGAGAAUGGGAGUACAUGAGUAUCGAAGAUGUCAUAGGUUGUGUAUGUGGAUUUUUGACUGUAAUUAUUGCCAUAUUUUUGCUAAACGCUUUCAAGGAUUUGGACGUUAGUUACACCGAUAUCAGGCUAAUUUUUAGGCCGAAACGGGAAAACAUCAUUCAUCACAAUUCCAGGUGGAACAAUUCUGCAGAUGAUGAGCAGAUGAGAUAUGACAUGGAACACAACUAUGGGAGUAGUAUAACUCGGUCCAUGUGACGCUGGGUUGAUUAAAGAGCGUCACACUCGCACAUGCUCUCUUGCAUAUCAAAGCCGCUAACGACAAUGAAAACGUCGCUAUAAAUACACAUGUUCUAGUCAAUUUAAAAAAAUUAUUCCUAAAUAUAGACUGCGAAACUGUUGGAUCUUAUCCCUAGUAUUAUUAUUUAUAAUGAAAGUAAAAAUCAAUACUUUUUAUAGUAAUACAUUUUGCGUCAAGUGCAAAUUUAAUAAAAGCGAUCAAGACUGUUUAAAGAAAAUUAAAGAACCAUGACUGUUUUUCGAAAAAAAAAUUGGUGUAACUUUUGCAUUGUUAUUAAAUACAUAAUUUUUUAAAUAACAA
Nasonia vitripennis (jewel wasp) is the source of this 1609-nucleotide messenger RNA. It is a transcript of the gene spict, whose product is annotated as magnesium transporter NIPA2. Lineage: Eukaryota; Metazoa; Arthropoda; Insecta; Hymenoptera; Pteromalidae. The transcript has 4 exons. Gene Ontology annotation, cellular component: membrane. Bases 172 to 1266 code for a protein of 364 amino acids. Gene Ontology annotation, molecular function: magnesium ion transmembrane transporter activity. Gene Ontology annotation, biological process: magnesium ion transport. The record is from RefSeq and is a predicted model, not a curated record.